AUGGCGUUGCCGCCGAUGGAAGAUGUUGCCAUCAACCGGAAUCCUCAGUGCCGCACCAGCAGUGGGACGCCUCAGCAGAAGGUCGCUUCUCAGCCACCCGAGACGCAGCGACACAAGGCUCAAUCUUUGGCCGCCGCCACGAAGGACUGGAAGUGGCUCGGAAUGUUCACGCCGCCGGACAGGAUACGAAACCGUAUACCUGGCCUCCUGACGAGGGCUCUGCCCAUCUACCUGAUCCCAUUUCUACUCGGAGGCAAUGCCACCAGGAGCCUCUACUGCAUCCUGGUGACAGUGGCGUCCAUGGCGAGUGACGACAUACCUGUGCCAGUGACGGCCUUUGUUCCCAUCGUCCUCGUCCAGCUCACGGGCCUUAUGGAACCGGAGAAGUUGGGCUCCGCCUUCAUGAACAGGCUUCGGGUGAGUCUGGGUCCUGGCUUCGAGGUGGCCACGUUCAGCCCGGCGAGGGACGGUGACACGUUCGCUCAGCCAACCUGCGAGUCCAGGGAGUGGGGAUCGCCCCCCUUCCUGGACAUCGGGCCCCUCCUCGUCAAGCAGUACAAGGGACCCCAUAGAGCAGUCAGGAAGGCUUCGUUCGACCCCGUCCCACUGAGGUCGGUGCCUCAACUACCCAUCCGCCGCAUCCAGUCCUUCUCGGGGCGGGGAAACGUCAAGCGAUGCUCCAUCCUCAAGGACACCAGGACGGGCGAAACGGGGGCGUCGCCAGACCUGUCUCCGACGAAACCCGACAGUUCCGGAGGAGACAAAUCGCGCAGCCCGGAGGUGCCUUUUGCUCGAAGGGCAUGGAUUCUCAAACCGACCGGCUCGGCACCGAGGUCGUCCCCGUCGUUCAAACCGAACACGGUGGGUUCCCCCGCCACCGCUCAGUCCGUGCCAACCUCUCCCUCCGGACCGACCAGCGAGAGAAAGAUGUCGAUUCUAAAGGAGCCCACCACUCGACGUCCAUCCAUCCUGAAGCCCCCGUCGGACUUCCGAGCCAAGCGGACUUCGUUGGCCAGAUGCGACGACGAUCCGGCGCCGUUGGACAAGAGGCUGGCCGAGCUCGGAGACAUCGCGGGCACCAGGCGAUUCAAGCCCCUGCAGAUGGUCCAGGGCAUGGCCAACAGGAUGUUCGUCGAGAGUCCCAGGAACGCAGAGGGAGCACCCCAUGUGAUUCUCUCGAAGCAAGAAACCUUAUCCUUUGAAUCGCAGCAGAUCUCAUCGCCCGAGACGCUUAAACUUCAAACAGUAUGCGUUAGCCUGCGCACGGCGCUUCUGCUCGGCGCCACCAUGACGGCAAUUUUCGGCAACCUGGCAAGUUUCUGGAACGUUCCAGCCCGAAAAGCUAUCUUGCAUCACUUGAGCAAGUACCAGCUAGUGAGUGCGUGGAGCUGGUUCAUCGUCACCGUCCCCGUCGCCACCGUCUGCUCGCUGGUUUCCUUUGGUCUCAUCUACGCCAUCUACCUCGUCCCCAUUGAGGAGUUUGACGAGAGCCUACAAGAGGACAUCAACAAGUGCGCCGUGGCCAGGCUCAAAGAGCUGCGGGGCUACAGGUUCGAGGAGGCUCUGGUGGCCUACUGGUUCCUGUUGUUCCCGUUUUACUACGUGUCCAACAUCUCGAAAACCUAUGACGCAGAACAACUGGAGGCCCCGCUCCUGGGUCUGUCGGCCAUCGCCAUGAGCAUGCUGCCGCGCAGAAGCAGGUGGUUCUGGGCCCGGCACCGGCUGGCGCCCUGGGAGGUGAUCAAGUCGCGCAUGCCCUGGAGUGUCAUCGUCAUGUACGGCUCCGUCUCGACCCUCGCACUUCUGGCCGAGGAGCACAAUGUGGUCAAGUACAUCUUCGACCGGGUGGGCCGUAAGUUCUGGCAGUACAAGUCUGUGCAGACAAAUCAGCUCCUCCUCUGCCUGCUGGCCGCCUUCCUCUCCGAGUUCGUGGGCAACACCACCCUCAACAAUCUCAUGAUGCCCAUCGUCAUCAACAUCGUGCGUGAGACCACCUAG
Messenger RNA from Ixodes scapularis (black-legged tick), 1998 nucleotides. RefSeq lists its product as uncharacterized. Gene Ontology annotation, cellular component: membrane. The record is from RefSeq and is a predicted model, not a curated record. Bases 1 to 1998 code for a protein of 665 amino acids. Gene Ontology annotation, biological process: monoatomic anion transmembrane transport. NCBI's taxonomy places the organism in Eukaryota, Metazoa, Arthropoda, Arachnida, Ixodida, Ixodidae. The transcript has 14 exons. Gene Ontology annotation, molecular function: transmembrane transporter activity.